UUAUUUUUUUUUUCAAAUCACGCACGGCCAUAUAUUGUAAACAUGCAUUCACAGCCCGAUGGCAUUUGGUUUUGUUCGGUCCGUGAGAUUUAAAAGUUUACACAUGUUUCAUGUUUUUGAAAAAACAUUUUUAAGAUUCAAGUCCUAAAGUUAAUAGAUAUUUUAAUGAAUUUGGUGUAACUGAAACCGUUACAGCGAGUAGGUAUCGAACACAUCCAGAAAGUUACACUUAAAGGAGGAUAAACUAUGAUAAGAUUAUUAACCAAAGAUUAUUCAAAAUAAACCCAACAGAGAGUGCAAAAUAUCGACAUUAAUAGGCACUUUGCUCUAUUUACUCAUCUAUUUAAAUGUACUGAUAAGAUAAGGAUCGACUGGCAUACGCUGAGCCAGAAGCUCGUUCCUCAGUCUAUUACUUGCACUUUAUCAAAUCAAUACAACUUGAAAUGCUGCUUAAAUUGAGCAGAAAGGCCCUGGAGGUUCAGAAGUUCCCUAGAGAACUUACAUGUGCCAUACGGCAGCUAUCUUCUGACAGUGGCGACAAAGAUAAAAACCGCGGCCCAGUUAAGCCCUCAGAUGUGGCUGCUAAUCGGGAGAAUCCCGUUUCUCGGACCCUAAAAAUUUUAGGAAAUGAUAUGGGAAAGGUGAAAAACUUCAUUACUCCGAAUUUUAUCAAGGCGAAAUCCAAGUCCACAGAAGAUGUGGACAGCUACCUUGAAAAGUACAGACGGGAAGACUUUCAAAGUCAUUGCGACGUUCUCAUCAUUGGCGGAGGUGGAGUUGGUUCAUCUAUUGCGUACUGGCUCAAGAAACGGGCCCGAGACGGUCUGAACGUUGUAGUUUUGGAAAAAGAUUCAACUUACAAGGAAGCGUCUACGUGCCUUUCGGUGGGUGGCCUUCGUCAGCAAUUUUCCGUUGUCGAAAACAUUCAAAUGAGCCUAUACGGGGCAGAUUUUAUGCGCAAAGCAAAGGAACACCUCGGUGAAGAUGUGGACGUUAACUUCACUCCAUAUGGCUAUCUGAUGCUAGCUUCGGAAAAAGGAGCAGAACAGCUGCAAGAGAAUUCCAAACUUCAAAAUAUGCUAGGAGCCAAGAAUGAAAUUCUCACAGCAACGCGACUUAAAGAACGGUUUCCCUGGAUGAAUACCGAUGGCAUUGCCCUCGGGUGCCAUGGGCUUGAAAAAGAAGGGUGGUUCGAUCCGUGGGCUCUGCUGUCCGGGUUCAAAAGUCAAGCCAUAAAAUAUGGGGCCCACUUUGUUGAAGCCGAAUUCGUAAACUUUUCGUUCAAAAGUCAUCCAGAUAUUCUGGUUAACGAUCCAAACGUUACUGAAUACGAAGGACUGGACAGGGCCUACAUUAAAAUGAAAAAUGGUGAAAUUCGUGAUAUCAAAUUUUCGCUGGCUAUUAUUGCGGCCGGUGCCCAGUCUGGCAAUGUAGCGAAAGCGGCGCGUAUUGGAACCGGUCCUGGCAUUUUAACCGUACCUCUUCCUGUGGAACCUCGCAAACGUUACGUGUAUGUCUUCCAGUGUCAAGGAGACAACGGUCCCGGCAUCAACACUCCACUAACGAUCGACCCCACUGGAACGUACUUCCGUCGGGAUGGUUUAGGAGGCAAUUACCUGGGCGGUAAGAGUCCACUACCAGAUGAGGAACCUUCGGUGGACAAUUUGGAUGUUGACCAUACGUUUUUCGAUCAACACGUUUGGCCGAAUCUCGCUCAGUUGGUGCCCAGUUUCGAAGCCAUCAAGGUGAAAAACGCAUGGGCUGGAUACUACGAGUACAACACCUUUGACGAGAAUGGCAUUGUGGGACCACACCCGUACUACAACAAUCUUUACAUUGCCACCGGUUUCAGCGGUCAUGGCAUUCAACAAACUCCCGCCGUUGGGCGAGCUAUUUCGGAAAUGAUCAUCGACGGUGAAUUCAGAACCAUCGAUUUGACGCGUUUCGGUUUCGAUCGAAUCCUCAUCGAUCAGCCGCUGUUCGAGGCGAAUAUCGUGUGACCGCUUUUUCCGAGUAUUAGCAUUUCUCCCUGAACGCACCACGAUGAUUCGACAUUAACAUUACAAAUGGAUGGAAAGUGAAAAAAAAAACCUUUGAUUUAAGCUAUUUCUA
This is a messenger RNA of Uranotaenia lowii, 2112 nucleotides long. It is a transcript of the gene l(2)37Bb, whose product is annotated as FAD-dependent oxidoreductase domain-containing protein 1. The record is from RefSeq and is a predicted model, not a curated record. Bases 444 to 2000 code for a protein of 518 amino acids. NCBI's taxonomy places the organism in Eukaryota, Metazoa, Arthropoda, Insecta, Diptera, Culicidae. Gene Ontology annotation, molecular function: oxidoreductase activity. The transcript is spliced from 3 exons. Gene Ontology annotation, cellular component: cytoplasm.